AUGGAUCCGAGAUACGACACGUCAUACCUGGACCUGAUUAAAGAAGUGGUUAGUGUUAGUAGGGCGACGUGUGCGGCGAAAGGCCUCAGCAGCAACUUCACUGCUUUUGGUUACGUAAAGGACGAGCUACGUUGUCUUCUUCUGAACGUUGACUACUACGUGGAACACCCUUGGACGCCUCCACUUGGCACAUCAUUCUUUCUUAGAGACGAAGAUAUCGACCCACACCCGUGUAUAUCCUGGUGUCCAUUUUGCAUGCCGAUUGUAGAAACUCUGUUGACGUGGUCGCAAUCUGUUGAUGCUUGUCGCCCGGCCUACCUGAUGGAAUACUACGACCUCAUCGAGUACAGAUGCAUCGUGAUGCAGCUCCAGUAUCUACGGAAGCCCACUUCAAGUCUGUACUGGGUCGGUGGCCAUUACACCACCGAGUGGAAGUGGAUUACUAAUGACAAUAUUCUUGGAAGUCUGUGGGCCCCGGGAGAGCCAAGUUCGCCUACUGGAGGCUGCGUGCUGUUCGAUGCUGGGAAGAACUACACCCUGUUCUCAGCCAACUGUGCAGAGAAGCAUUAUGCACUGUGUUACUAUGGCACAGGGAGAUAGACAGACCCUUUUAUGUUUUCUGUUAAGCUGUUAAGUGUUUCCUUGUUUCCUUGAGGAAA
Molecule: messenger RNA, 659 nt
Organism: Haliotis rufescens (red abalone)
Lineage: Eukaryota; Metazoa; Mollusca; Gastropoda; Lepetellida; Haliotidae
Exons: 3
Coding region: 1-600 (199 amino acids)
Source: RefSeq, a predicted model, not a curated record